CUGUCACAUUUGUGCAAAUAGAUUUUGGAUUGAUUCGAUUGAUGAAAAUGACUUGGUGAUAGCUUUGAAUCGAAUAAAAAAACUAAAUUAAUUGGUCCUUAUGGAAUUAUGAUUAUAGCUUAAAUUCUAUAUAAUCACUUAAAGUUUAAUCGUGGUACUUUUCUUACAAAAUGACGGAAUUACUCCUGGAUCCUAAUAUACGUGUUUGGGUGUUUCUGCCUAUAGUAAUUAUCACGUUCCUCGUUGGAAUUGUAAGGCAUUAUGUUUCGAUUAUUUUAUCGUCUCAGAAGAAAAUUGAAUUAUUGCAAGUUCAAGACAGCCAAGUUAUGAUCAGAGCUCGUCUGCUCCGAGAAAAUGGCAAAUAUCUGCCACGACAGUCCUUUGCCAUGCGUCGACACUGGUUCAACAAUGAGGAUACUGGCUAUUUUAAAGUACAAAAAAGAGCUGCUGCUUCACAGAACCCAAUGACUGAUCCCGGCAUGAUGACUGACAUGCUAAAAGGGAAUGUGACUAAUGUACUGCCUAUGAUUGUCAUUGGAGGAUGGAUCAACUGGAUGUUCAGCGGUUUUCUUACAACCAAGGUACCAUUCCCUCUGACUCUGAGAUUUAAGCCAAUGCUCCAGCGUGGGGUGGAGUUGGCAUAUCUUGAUGCAUCCUGGGUGUCUUCUGCCUCCUGGUACUUCCUCAAUGUGUUUGGUUUACGGACCAUAUACACACUUGUAUUGGGUGAGAAUAAUGCUGCCGACCAGUCUAAAGUGAUGCAAGAACAAAUGUCCGGAGCUGCAAUGGCAAUGCCUCCGGACCCAAAAGCUGCCUUCAAAGCUGAAUGGGAAGCGCUAGAGAUAACUGAACACCGCUGGUCACUUGCUAAUGUUGAAAGUGAUCUGCUUGCUACUGAUAGUAAUAACUAUCUGUAAAUGUAUUAUUUAACACUUUCAGUGCCACCGAUAACUUUAGUAUGAGAAAAUCGUAUGAGCCUGGAAUGCAUUAACACUGGCACUUUGGUAGUAAGGACAAAAUAUAAAAAUAUUUGUUAUUAGUUUAAAUAUGUUAAUUUAGUAAA
This is a messenger RNA of Papilio machaon (common yellow swallowtail), 1063 nucleotides long. RefSeq names its product ER membrane protein complex subunit 3 (gene EMC3). The record is from RefSeq and is a predicted model, not a curated record. NCBI's taxonomy places the organism in Eukaryota, Metazoa, Arthropoda, Insecta, Lepidoptera, Papilionidae. Bases 171 to 917 code for a protein of 248 amino acids. Gene Ontology annotation, biological process: protein folding in endoplasmic reticulum. Gene Ontology annotation, cellular component: membrane; EMC complex. The transcript is spliced from 5 exons.